Messenger RNA from Rhipicephalus microplus (southern cattle tick), 752 nucleotides. Its product is annotated as enteropeptidase. Gene Ontology annotation, molecular function: serine-type endopeptidase activity; protein binding. NCBI's taxonomy places the organism in Eukaryota, Metazoa, Arthropoda, Arachnida, Ixodida, Ixodidae. Gene Ontology annotation, biological process: proteolysis. The record is from RefSeq and is a predicted model, not a curated record.
UUCACUGAAGCCGGACCGGUGGGUGGUGAACCUUCGCCGGCAUGGCAUCAUUCUCCAGGAGGAUGAGACCGUGGUACGCUACGUCCAUCGCAUCAUCAUCCAUCCUGGAUACAAUGGAUUCAAACCGUGGAACCACACAACACCGUGGCUCUGGCGGAAGGAGCACGACCUGGCCUUAAUCGAACUGAAUGCUCCCGUCCUGGAAUCCGAGUCCGUGCAGCCAGUGUGUUUACCGGUUGAUACCGACUACUGGCCGGCCAAGGGAACGCUAUGCCGGGUCGCUGGCUGGGGAGUCACCCUGGACCCGACCCAGAGCCGCCAUUUCCUGCGGGAGGUGGCGCUUCCCGUAGUGGACCGCAAGCAGUGUCAGGCCUGGUUCGCGGACCGCGAGAUCGGACAGACGCAAUUGUGCGCGGGCUACGAGCGCGGCGCUCGGGAUGCCUGCACGGGUGACAGUGGAGGACCCCUGGUGACGAGAAACGGAAGCCAGUGGAUACUGGUGGGGGUCGUCUCCACCGGAGUCGGAUGCGCCAAGCCGCGUCAGCCGGGUAUCUACACGGCCGUGGCUCCGUACCUGUCUUGGAUUAGUGAGGAGACCGGACUGUGACUAACACCUGCCCGCAUCUAUUCUAUGCAAUGACUUGGGAAUUUCGUUGAAACCGUGUGCUCAAUAAUGUGCCCUAGUGGAUAUUGCGACAUGAGUCACGCGAUUGUGAAUGCCGAUAAAAAAAAAACUGAUAAUCACAUGUCUU